Messenger RNA from Lachnellula hyalina, 1908 nucleotides. RefSeq names its product Cytochrome P450 (gene CYP709B3). The record is from RefSeq and is a predicted model, not a curated record. The coding region runs from base 1 to 1908 and encodes 635 amino acids. The transcript has 5 exons. Gene Ontology annotation, molecular function: heme binding; iron ion binding; monooxygenase activity. Lineage: Eukaryota; Fungi; Ascomycota; Leotiomycetes; Helotiales; Lachnaceae.
AUGUGGAUCUCUAUCGCACUCACGCUUGUGGCAGUAGUUCUGGCGCUUCUCUGCCGCCUCGUUCCCCGACUGCGACACAACAAGGCCAAGGCUGAGAAGACUGGGCUGCCAGUGUUUUGGACUCCUUGGCCUUCUUAUGGUCUGUUUACCUACCUCAACCUAUUACUCCUCCCAGUAGCCAGCCGAAUCCCGUUCCUCUCCACGUUGAAUUGGGUCAGAUUCCUCGAUCGUGGACUGUCAUGGACCUCUCUCCGCGAGAUGGAAGACAAACAUGGCGAUACCUUCAUGAUCGUCUCUCCAUUCAACAUCACCAUCAAAACUAGCAAUGCUGAACUUACAUCGCAAGUCAUCAGUCGACGAACUGGUUUCAUCAAACCCACUGCUGGAUACAAAGUCGUCGACAUGUACGGGACGAGCCUCCUAACAACUGAGGGAGAUGCAUGGAAACGACAUAAGAAGAUCACGGGACCGGCAUUCUCUGAGAAGAGCAACAGACUUGUAUUUCAGGAGUCUCUAAGACAAACCAUGGGCAUGAUCAAUUUUUGGCAGACUCAAGAGAACAAUAACAACAAGGUCUUCACGGUUGAAAAGCUUGCUGGCGACUCUGCAACACUCAGCUUCAACGUCAUAUGCGCUGCCGGGUUUGGUAUUCCACAGACAUGGCCUCGCGAAAAUGAGACUAUGAUCACGAGAGAGGCAGUUCCUGGAUUCAGUAACGUGCUCCCAGGAGAAGGUCAUACCAUGACCCUUGGGGAAUGUCUUCAGCGUCUAUUGCCUGGUAUUAUCUGGCUUUUCUUAUGCCCCCUCUGGCUACUGAAAUAUUCUCCUUUCAAACCCAUGUACAAGCUUUACAACUGCUACGAGGAGUGCGGCAAGUACUUUGACGAACUCGUGGAAUUGGGAAGAAAGGCAAUAGACCAGGGCGAGAACGGUGGAGAAACCAUGAAUUUGAUUGGCCUGAUGCUUGAAGGUUCCGAAAAAGCACCCCGGAAUUCCAAGUCAUCUGAUUCGAACAACACACAACUAUCCAAAAGCGAGAUCACUGGCAAUGCUUUUAUCUUCAUGUUCGCCGGCCACGAGACUUCCGCGAAUGGCAUCCACUACUCCCUCCUCCUACUCGCUAUGUAUCCCCAUAAACAGCUACGGACACAAGCCGACAUCGAUCGCAUUGUAGGAGACAUGCCGCCGUCAGUAUGGGAUUAUCAAAUACAUAUGCCUCGACUGUACAAUUCCAUGGUUGGCGCCGUACUCAACGAACAGCUUCGCCUCAUCCCUGCCAUCCCCAAUAUCCCCAAGCGUACCGUUGGAGACCAGAAAGUUCAAGUUGAUUUCCGAGAGUUUACUAUUCCCGACAAUACCUUCGUCCACCUAAAUGUCGUAGGAUCAAACCGAAACCCUAGAUACUGGCCCAAAGUCCAGUCUCAUCUCACCGGAAAGGAUAAUGAUAUGGGAGAUUUUGUACCUGAGCGCUGGCUCCCCAAGGACCGGGUUAUCGACAGCGAGAAAAAGGCCAAACACGAAGAUACAAAUGGGUUGAAGACUACAUCAUUCGAGACAUCCUCUUCCGGAUCGCUCGUCAAACCACCCAAUGGCGCAUACAUCCCAUUCUCUCUUGGCCAUCGCGCUUGUCCCGGUCGACGAUUUGCUCAAGUGGAGAUCACUACUGUCCUGUCUGCGAUCUUGCAGAAGUAUACAGUUGAGCUUGAUGUUAGCGAAUGGGCCGAUGAUGAGAAACUUGCGCAGAUGAACAGCGAGCAGAAGCGAAAGCUGUACCAGAAGGCUGUUGCGAAAGCUGAGAAGGUAAUCCACAGAUCUGAGCAGGUCAUUACACUCAAGCUUAAGAAAGGUGACAAGGUGCCAGUCCGAUUUGUCGAGAGGGGUUCAGAGAGAUUUGCUGGCAUUGUAUAA